UAUAGAUGGUGAUAGAAACUUGUGUAAGCUAAAUCAGUGAUAUGGUUCUGGAAACUGAUAGGACAAUUGAAGUCACAGAAGAAGCUGUUCAUUUUGACUUUUUUCUAUUUCUUCUCUGAAUAAAAUUCAAUUGAGGAACUUUCACAUAGUUCCUACUUUCCUAAUAGUCUGAGACUCUAACUGCAGAAAACCAAGUAGUGUGAGUGACAGGGAAAGAAAAACAUGGGCAGAGCUCCAUGCUGUGACAAAGCAAAUGUAAAGAGAGGGCCAUGGUCUCCUGAAGAAGAUGCAAAGCUAAAGGAGUUCAUAGAGAAAAAUGGAACUGGGGGAAACUGGAUUGCCCUCCCCCAAAAAGUUGGUUUGAAAAGAUGUGGCAAGAGCUGUAGACUUAGAUGGCUUAAUUAUCUUAGACCCAACAUUAAGCAUGGGGAGUUCUCUGAUGCAGAAGAUAAAAUAAUCUGCAGCCUCUUUGCUAGCAUUGGAAGCAGGUGGUCAAUAAUAGCAUCUCGGCUGCCAGGGAGGACUGACAAUGAUAUAAAGAACUACUGGAACACGAAGCUGAAGAAAAAAAUGAUGAUGGCCAUGAAUCAUUCAGCAGUGAGGAAACCUCCUCAACAAGCUACAUUUUUAUCUAUCCUCCAAAAUUCAACACCAUCUUCUUCUAAUUCAUUUUUUCAAGCACAAGAAAGUUUCAUCCAUCCCCCUCAGAAGUUCCAAUUUCAAUUUAGCAGUAACUCCUUUGUGUUUGGGGGUGAAACUACUAGUUGUAGCAGCUCUUCUGAUGGGAGCUGUAACAACAAGACCAGUCAUGUCACAGAACCAGACCUUGGAUAUGGUGAAGGGUGUGUUGGUUCAACUUUUAUGGAGCAAAUUGGUGGGGUUGAUUACCUAUACAAUGGGGUGGAAGAUACCCAAAAGUUGAUGUUCAACAAUGGUGAUGGUGUAAGUGGGUGGACAGAGAAACAAAAUGGAUUGUGGGAAGAAAAUCCAAUGGAUAAUGGUCUAGAAGAAAUUAAGGAGCUAAUUAGCACAAGUAGUUGCAACAACUUUUUGUUUGGUGACAAGAAGACAGAGGAAAAGGUCAUGUACUACUGAUGCUGACAAUGGCUAAAAAUGAAGAAGAUUUGAAGGGGAAAGUAAUGGGCAUGAUGGAUAGAAGAAGAUUCAAACUUGGACUAAGUUUGUAAUUUUGUGGAUUGUUUUUUCUAAAUAAGUAUCAAAUAAGAACAAUUUCCUUUGUUUAAAAAGUACAUGGUAAAGGUUUCUCUUUGCAUUGUAAUCCCACCAUUUGAAUUUUUGAACCAUAA
This is a messenger RNA of Lotus japonicus, 1307 nucleotides long. Its product is annotated as transcription factor RAX2-like. The coding region runs from base 223 to 1095 and encodes 290 amino acids. NCBI's taxonomy places the organism in Eukaryota, Viridiplantae, Streptophyta, Magnoliopsida, Fabales, Fabaceae. The transcript has 3 exons. The record is from RefSeq and is a predicted model, not a curated record.